Messenger RNA from Verruconis gallopava, 765 nucleotides. RefSeq lists its product as uncharacterized. Lineage: Eukaryota; Fungi; Ascomycota; Dothideomycetes; Venturiales; Sympoventuriaceae. The record is from RefSeq and is a predicted model, not a curated record. The coding region runs from base 1 to 765 and encodes 254 amino acids. Gene Ontology annotation, molecular function: sedoheptulose-bisphosphatase activity. The transcript has 4 exons. Gene Ontology annotation, biological process: ribose phosphate biosynthetic process.
AUGACGACACCUAGGGUCUUCAUUAUUCGCCAUGGCGAAACCGAAUGGUCUCUAAAUGGCCGACAUACAGGUAUCACCGAGCUUCCAUUGACCGCGAACGGAGAGAAGCGUAUGAUCGCUACUGGCAAAGCCUUGGUUGGUGAUGACCGCCUGAUCGUGCCUAGGAAUCUUGCACACAUCUAUGUUUCGCCGAGGAAGCGAGCACAGAGGACCCUCGAACUGCUGUGUCUCGGAACCAGAGAAAAGUUACCCUGGCAAACGGAGCGUGCAUAUACAGAAGAACAUGUACGGUGCGAAGCCAAAGUUGAAGUCCGCGAAGAUAUUAGAGAGUGGGAUUAUGGCGAAUAUGAAGGUCUGACCAGCAAGACGAUUCGCGAGCAAAGAGAGAAACGUGGUGAAGGACCGUGGGACAUUUGGCGAGAUGGAUGCCCUGGUGGAGAGUCCCCGCAGCAAGUCACCGAUAGAUUGGACAAGUUUAUUGAUGAGAUUAGAGAAAAAUGGCAUAGUAAGGCAAUCGGAAAGCCACGAGGGGAAGCUCCACCUUGUGAUGUGUUGAUCGUUGCGCAUGGACAUAUAUUGCGAGCUCUUGCCGGGCGGUGGAUCAAGAAGAACAUCGCAGAUAAUCCUUCUUUGAUAUUGGAAGCUGGUGGCGUUGGCACCUUGAGCUACGAACACAUGAACAUCAACGAGCCCGCGAUUCUGCUUGGAGGUUCGUUCAUGGUGGACGUUGCCGAGAGUGCUGGGAAACAUCAGACGCAGUCAUAA